Messenger RNA from Fomitopsis serialis, 1384 nucleotides. Its product is annotated as caspase domain-containing protein. Gene Ontology annotation, molecular function: cysteine-type endopeptidase activity. Gene Ontology annotation, biological process: proteolysis. Bases 1 to 1275 code for a protein of 424 amino acids. The record is from RefSeq and is a predicted model, not a curated record. NCBI's taxonomy places the organism in Eukaryota, Fungi, Basidiomycota, Agaricomycetes, Polyporales, Fomitopsidaceae. The transcript has 4 exons.
AUGGAACCGAGACUACGCGUCGUCGCCCCCGCUUCCUCCCCUGUGAUUUGGGCCGUCCUUGUUGCUGUCAACGUCUAUGCCCACAGAGGGAUUAACGCCCUCCGCGGCGCCGUCAACGACAGCAGCGAUUUCUACGACUUCCUCACCAACACCUUGAAUGUCCCUUCCAGCAACAUUAUCCGACUCAACGACGAGGAGGCGACGCGCACCCGCAUUCUCGAUGUGUUCUUCAGACAUCUCAUUAACAACUUCGCUAUCGAGCGCGGCGACACGAUCGUAUUCUAUUAUGCAGGCCAUGGCGACCGCAGGAUAGCUCCUGCCGGUUGGAACACGACAGGAUAUCCCACGAUGGUGGAGUUGAUCUGUCCGCAUGACGAGGGCAUGCAAGACCAUGCAGGCAGGCCCAUCGUUGGUAUCCCUUCCCGGACAUUUGGUGGGCUGAUGCGUCGGUUGGCUCAUGAGAAAGGCGACAAUAUCGUGGCUGUGUUCGACUGCUGCCAUUCAGGAGGCAUGCAUCGUGGACCUGCCAGUGCCGGUAGGACGCGAUAUUUGUCUGCAGAAAGCUCAAUACCCCACUUUCCGAUCCCUGAAGACCUUGAUCAGGAAAUCUGGGCCUGGCAGGACCCGGACGCAGGCCGUGGUGUAGCGGUGGUCCCUGUCGUGCAGCCCGACUCCGGAUUCUCGACAUUGGAGGCGCGUUCACAUGUCCUUCUCGCAGCCUGCGCGCCGGAUCAAAUGGCGCAGGAGCAUAUCAUUCUCGGCAAGCCACGCGGGGUGUUCACGUACCUCUUGCUCACGCACAUGCGGAUGAGGCUCAGGGAGGGCCUUACGUACGCGCGUCUCGUGAACGCGCUGCGGAAACAGGACCAUCUCGGGCUCUGGGGCCCCGGAGCACCACUCCCAGUGAUGGUGUGGCACUUGCAGACUCCGGUGUGCCUGGGACACAACAAGCACCGACGCUUGUUCACCGCGGUCGAGGAAAUGGAAGCUGCGAGCACCUUCCCGAUCAGAUAUGAUUAUGGGCUCCUCUUCGUCGGAGCAGGCUACUGCAACAACAUUGCCAAAGGCACGUUGUUCAUCGUGGAGGUUCCGGCUGAGUUGCAGGACCGUCUCAAACUGCAACCACUCGUGCUCACCGCGGAAAGCGUCGGUGAUGCUCAUUGCACCGUUCAGUGUGGCGCGUACGAUAGAGUGCCACCGGAGAUCGGUAGAGCGCUGAAUGGGAAAGACGCUGUAGUCUGCACCAACGCUGCCAAGUUCUCACGAAUGCGGUGACCGUCGUUCGGGCAACUCGAACCCAUUGUUAUUUCUCUGCGGCUUGUGUGUCUCCCAUAUGUAACAUAUCUAUCGUCUCAUUCGUCCAUUCAUUGUCAUUGCAAUCCUC